UCCAUAGUCCAAUUGUCCACUCAAACACACCUCAACAUCAGCAUCGCCUUCUUCUCUUUCUCUCUCUUCCUUCUUGUUCACACAAGCAUCCACUGAGUUCCCCUCAGUUCAGGUGUGGCCUUCAAUGGCGGAUUCCGAACAUUCUUCCUCCGAUGACACCUAUGUUGACUCCAGAGAGGAAACGAGCCAAGAAUCGAAGCUAGAGUUCUCGGAUGAUGAGGAAACACUUAUCAUUAGGAUGUACAACCUUGUUGGAGAAAGGUGGUCUCUGAUCGCUGGAAGAAUCCCGGGAAGAACCGCAGAGGAGAUCGAGAAGUACUGGAACUCGAGAUACUCCACCAGUGAAUGAAAGGAAAUAAAAUAUUAACUGAUCAGAGCUAAAAAGACCCACAAACUUCACUGUCAAGUGGGGAAAACAUGAAAAUGUCGUCUUCACAAUUUCUCUCUUUAGAAGUUGGUGUAAAAUAUGUCUCCACCUUUUCGAUGUAUAGAGUAGUUAUGAUGUCCCUGUCCCUCACUCUAUCAGUUGUAUAAUGUACAAAAUUCUUGUCCAAUGGAAUUAUCGUUAUCGAAGUGUUCUAAGUGA
Punica granatum (pomegranate) is the source of this 586-nucleotide messenger RNA. The record is from RefSeq and is a predicted model, not a curated record. NCBI's taxonomy places the organism in Eukaryota, Viridiplantae, Streptophyta, Magnoliopsida, Myrtales, Lythraceae.